CUUGAGGCUAGGCUUGUAGUAGUGAAACAGAGUUCUGUGGCAGUAAAUGGACAACCAUCUAAGGAAGCGAUACUAGAGAUAUUACCAGAGGUAUCUGCUGAUGAUGAUUCCAUAGCAGAUCAGCUCAAGCAACACGUGUUACCAGAGGUCAACUCCAAGUCACCGGAGGAGAGAGAGAUGGAUAAAUUCUUGAAUGAGGCAUAUAAGAAAAGCAUUAGUGAUAAAACAAGGCAACACAAUAAGGAGAAGAAGCUUUAA
Molecule: messenger RNA, 258 nt
Organism: Acaulospora morrowiae
Lineage: Eukaryota; Fungi; Glomeromycota; Glomeromycetes; Diversisporales; Acaulosporaceae
Source: the annotation of a GenBank genome assembly